AUGGAUAUCAAAAGUGAGACCAGUCCAAUGAACGCGUUAAAACCUUAUGGAAGAGGAUUUAGACAAAAAAAACGUUCUUUGACUUCUAUAACAACUUCGUCUUCAAACACUGAUGUAAACGCAAAGUUUGGAUUCGGACCUCCAUUCCUUUUUUCUCUUCCUGAACCAAUCGAUGAUCCUUGGAAGCUUAAGUCUGAGUUGACAUUAAGAGACAUUGGCGCGAGACCUGUGUCCACACAUGCUUUACGCCGUAUAUUAGAAAGAAGAAAAGUAAAUAAUUUUUUUGAUAGUGCUCAAGAAAAGUCUAAGAAAAGUAUGAAAGAAAGAACUGAAGAGACAAGCGAUGAUGAG
Racocetra fulgida is the source of this 351-nucleotide messenger RNA. The record is from the annotation of a GenBank genome assembly. NCBI's taxonomy places the organism in Eukaryota, Fungi, Glomeromycota, Glomeromycetes, Diversisporales, Gigasporaceae.